UUUUGCAUUGGCAACACUGCCCAUAACCUAACCUAUUAAUAGUGAAUCGCCGAUAACAAUAUUUAUAAUUAAUUAGUUUUUUAGUAUUUUUUGUAAUUAAAUUUGAAAAUGGUAAACUCAUGCUGCGUUUGUGGAAUAGAAUCAAGCAGCGUAUAUGGAGAUAGAUCAUUCCAUAAAUUUCCUAAGUUAGAAGAAAUACGGAACAAAUGGAUUAAUGCAAUCGGAAAAACAAUCUCUUUCAAUCAUGCAUUUAUAUGCAGUGAACAUUUUCAUCCAAAGGAUUUUAUAAAUUUUUUUGCAAAACGUAGAAUGCUCCAAAGAGAUAGUGUGCCAUCUCUAAAUUUAUCAAAAAGUGUGAAAAUAAAGCAAGAAGAAAUUCAAGCACCUGGAGAGAUGUUGAACGAAUCGGUUGUUGAGCAGAGUUGCAGCGAUGACAAUAAUUAUUCAUCCAUAAGUAAUCAUGAUGAGGCAUCAACAAGUGAAUUCUGUAAUACAAGUCAAAUCAAAAUUGAACCCCUCCCUGAAUUCAUUAAUCCAAGUCAAGUCAAAAUUGAACCCGAAGCACUUUUGGAAGUAAUUUUGAACGAAAACGCAGAUUCUGAUCCAUUAAUAAAUAACGAUGAGCCGAGUGAAGAUGAUGACAACCUAUCAACAAAUGAUAGAAAAAGACCUUUGGACCCGAACGAUGAUUUUACAAAUAGAAAAAAAAUGAAAAUCAGUUUAGAAGGAACAAGUAUAUGGCUAAAAGAAGAAGAUUUAAUUGAUAAACAAAAAUGGCCUGUAUUAGUAAAUUUUGUUCGUGCGAAGAAUGAAGCUAUUAAAAGCUUGAAGCGAAGUAACAAUUACGUUAAAGAUUCCGAAGAUGCAGAGCCAACAAAAUUUUCUUUUCAAGAUUCAGAAGAUACAGAUCAUAGGAUAUGUGGCCGAUGUAAAAUUUGCAGUCGAAAAUCCGACAGAAAAUCCAAAUCGAAAUGCUAUAAAUGCAAACGUUUUGUCUGCAAGGAACAUUCAAAUAUUGUUUGUAAUACCUGUGGCGCCUGUGUCACGUAAGUUAGUGUAGGUAUACAGAGUUGGGAUAAAGUAUGGAUAAUUAUGAAACUUUGCAUGCAAGUACAGUGACGCAAAAGGCAUCUGAUGCCAUAUUUUUUGUUACUACUCCACUUCCGGUUUCACCGGAAAUACCUUUAAAUUAUUUACUUUAAUCAACUAUUUUUAAUAGGAAUAAGCCACAAUUUUACCAAAAAAAUGAUUUUUAUAUUUACUUUAGGAUUUAAAUAGGACACCCUGUAUAUUUUUGCAGAUUUUAAAAGAACUUGUUAUUUUUAAUUCAUACAUACCAAGUUUGGAAGAGAAAACUAUUAAAACAAGAAACAAAUCUUUUUACAGUUAAAAAAUAGGUUAAUUUAUUUAUGUUAGGCAAAUGAUAUUAAAAAUAAAAAAAAAUAAUUUCAAAUGUUGAAAAUGUUUGCUGUUCACCUCCUGACAACGUGCAAGCCUAUAAAUAAAUUUGUGAGUCACUUUUUGCAAAAUUUCUCCACCUAUUAGUUCACAUUCAUCAAUUAUUCUUUGUCUCAAAUCCUGCAAGCAUGUUGGUCGCCUAACGUAAACACGUUAUUUUAGAUAACCCCAAAGAAAAAAAUCUAACGGGUUUAGGUCCGGAGAACGAGCGGGCCACUCUAUGAAUCGUCUACGUCCAAUCCAUCGAUUUGGAAAAUUCACUUCCAAAAAAUGAAAAUUUACCAUAACCGAUUAUUAUUAAUAUUUCAAUACGAUCUUUUUCACUUAAAUGAACCAUUUUUAAUACAACUUAUUUCUGUCAAUUAGUUCAGUAACAGUUUUACCUACUAUACUAAAUUCAAAUAAGUCAUGCAGUGCAUGUAAACAACAAUUUUAGUCUACAGUAUAGAUGGUACUCGUUUAUUUCCUACUACGUUGUAUUAAUACAAAAAAUUAUCUACAGACACUUUUUAACAAUUUUUUUCUACCAAAUUUGGUAUGUAUGAAUUAAAAAUAACAAGUUCUUUUAAAAUACGCAAAAAUGUACAGGGUGUCCCCUUUAAAUUAAAUAAGUUAAGGGGAUUCCCGGUGAAACUGGAAGUGGAGUAGUAACAAAACAUAUGGCAACAGAUGCCUUUUGCGUCAAUGUACUUGCAUGCAAAGUUUCAUAAAUAUUGUUCUUUUCGUUUCAAAGAUAUUUGCUUGGUUCCAUACUUUAUCCCAACCCAGUAUAUAUUUUCCAUUAGUUCUAAGAUCAGAAUGAUGUUUCUUGUUUUUGUUUAGUUGUAAUUAAAAAUGUGUUUUACUAA
Molecule: messenger RNA, 2306 nt
Organism: Diabrotica virgifera virgifera (western corn rootworm)
Lineage: Eukaryota; Metazoa; Arthropoda; Insecta; Coleoptera; Chrysomelidae
Exons: 5
Coding region: 109-1050 (313 amino acids)
Molecular function (GO): sequence-specific DNA binding
Source: RefSeq, a predicted model, not a curated record